AUGACUUUCAGAUCCUGUAAGUCUCUAUCACCCAUCUUUCAUUUCAUAUACGACACUCACAGAAUCAAACAAAAUACACCCACAUUUUUUCGUUUUUUUGAAACCCAAUCAAUUGCAAGCAACUCAAAUUUCACUGAGAAACAAGCUUUCACGAUCUCUUACCUCACAAAGUCAUGUGGGUUGUCUCUAGAAUCUGCUAUCUCAGCUUCUAAGAAGAUCAACAUUAAGAGCACAGAGAAACCGGACUCGGUUCUUGAGCUCCUAAGGUCGCAUGCCUUCACUGAAAAACACAUUUCACGCCUAAUUUCUACAUACCCAACUUUAAUUUUGGCUGAUCCAGAGAGAACUUUGAGACCCAAAAUUGAGUAUUUUGAAUCUUUGGGUAUUGUAGGACCUGAUUUGCCUAGGAUUCUUUGUUCAAAUAGCGUCUUAAGGAGCAGUUUAGAAAACCAAAUCAAACCCACAUGUGAUUUCCUUAAACGAUACAUAAGGACCAAUGAGAAUUUAAUUUGUGCUCUCAAACGAUGUAGCCGUGUGUUACAGUUCAAUGUUGAAAAAGUUAUGGUGCCAAAUAUCUACACCUUGAGGGCUCAUAGUGUGCCUGAAUCCCAUAUUGGGAAAAUGAUCAUCUUAAAGCCUUGCGCACUAAUGUUGAGUGUUGAUGUGUUUAAAGAGGUUACUGAUGCAAUUAAGGAAAUGGGUUUUGAUCCCAAAACACGAUCAUUCUUAUUGGCUGUCAGUUUAAUGUCGGCAAUUAGCAAACUCAAUUGGGAGAAGAAGAAGGAAGCUUAUAUGAGCUUUGGUUGGUCUGAAAGCGAUUUUAAUUCGGCAUUCAAAUUGGAACCGCUGUGUAUGAUUUCCUCAGAGAAGAAGAUUAGGAAACUCAUGGAUUUCUUCGUAAACAAGGCGGGGUUAAGAGCAUCAGAGAUUGCUAAAUGCCCAUAUCUUUUUAAAUUUAGUUUGGAAAGUAGAAUCAUUCCAAGAUGUUCUGUUCUGCAAGUUCUAAUGUCAAAGGGUUUGAUUAGGAAGGAGGUAGAAUUGGUUUGGGCGUUAACUUUUAACAAAAAGUAUUUUGAGACCAGGUUUCUGACCAAGUAUAAGGAGGUAGCUCCUGAGGUAAUAAAAGCGUAUGAGGGUGAGAUAGGAUUUGAAGGAUUCAAUACUAGAUUGUAG
Cornus florida is the source of this 1173-nucleotide messenger RNA. RefSeq names its product transcription termination factor MTERF5, chloroplastic-like. NCBI's taxonomy places the organism in Eukaryota, Viridiplantae, Streptophyta, Magnoliopsida, Cornales, Cornaceae. Gene Ontology annotation, molecular function: double-stranded DNA binding. The transcript has a single exon. The record is from RefSeq and is a predicted model, not a curated record. Gene Ontology annotation, biological process: regulation of DNA-templated transcription; chloroplast organization. Gene Ontology annotation, cellular component: chloroplast. The coding region runs from base 1 to 1173 and encodes 390 amino acids.